AUGAGCCCAGAGACCCCCCAAGAUCACGCCGAACAACAAGCACAAGACUGCACCAAUGCGCUUAAGAACGAGACUGGUCAAGCCACCAAAGUUCAAAACACGGCUCGUCACCGCCUGCCCGCUACUCUGGAAUGCGACGAGCGCAACCGGGACGAGGACCAACCAACUCAAGGGCGCACCGCGAACCGGCCGAUAAAUCGUAACAAUCAAAGCAGCAAGACAGACACACAAGGUUUGAGCGAGGAACGAGGCACAGAGCACCCAUCUCCGUCUCGCCGGGAAGACCCGAUGGAAGGUAGCGAAGCACAGCGAGCCCAGACAAAACCCUCCAAUAGAAACCCCGGAUUUGAUCCACCGACCGUCUUCGGUGCCAAGGAGACCCAGGCCGAAGUAUACAGUGUUGCCGGUUUGCAUGCUGACGAAAGAGCCCCAUAUGAGAACCGCGGAGCUGUCGAGGAGGCCGGUGAUGACCUCACCAUGCAGAUUACACACCUUUUGUUAAACUUAGCAUCUCUGCAGGCUGCAUGGGCUAUCCCAGCCCCAGAUCAUAGCCUGCAGAAGCUACUGCAAGUACCGGCUGGCCAUCCCGCCGAAUUGUUCGGUCAACAGCCUAUUUCGCGAGACCCGCCUUUCUCACCGGGACAUCGCGACCCAUAUGAUCACAAGGUUGACUCCGUUGGUGAAGAUCUACAGCCACUGCCGUUCCGAAAUGGAGAUGGUGCUACGGUGAUGGGACCGCGGAAUCGAGAUCGCGAACGCCAGAACCCCGAUCUUGUCCGUCCGCCGAGUACCGACCAUGGUAAUAUGCCUAAUAUGCGAUGGAGCUUUGCGGACUCACAUAUUCGGAUCGAGGAAGGCGGAUGGACCCGACAAACGACUAUCCGCGAGUUGCCUACAAGCCGUGAACUUGCGGGCGUGAACAUGCGUCUGGAUCGGGGGGUAAUUCGCGAGCUGCAUUGGCACACCGAAGCGGAAUGGGCAUAUGUUCUUGCUGGAAAAGUCCGAGUCACUGCGCUGGACUUGGAAGGUGCUACUUUUAUGGACGACUUGGAGGCAGGAGACCUAUGGUAUUUCCCCGCUGGACAUCCACAUUCGCUCCAAGGUCUGGGUGAAAACGGCACAGAGUUCCUUCUGAUAUUUGAUGAUGGCAACUUCUCCGAAGAGUCGACCUUCGUUUUGACUGAUUGGUUGGCUCACACUCCCAAAGCAGUUCUAGCAGAGAACUUCCGCAUGUCUCCAAAACAAUUCGACAACAUCCCAACAUCCGAGAAGUACAUAUUCCAAGGCUCAACACCGGGAAGCAUUGACCAAGAAAAACCACGCACCUUCAAGAAGUCGAAGAUCAAUUUCACACAUCGUAUGCACGCCCAAGAACCACUGGAAACCAGCGGUGGUCGCGUGCGUAUCACCGACUCCACGAACUUCCCGAUUUCCAAAACAGUAGCAGCCGCCCAUUUAGAGAUUGCACCGGGCGCACUACGGGAGAUGCACUGGCACCCCAACGCCGACGAGUGGACAUAUUUCAAGAAAGGCCGCGCGAGAGUUACGAUCUUUGCCGCCGAAGGAAACGCUAGAACAUUUAACUAUAUGGCCGGUGAUGUCGGGAUCGUGCCUCAAAAUAUGGGACAUUUCGUUGAGAACUUGAGUGAUGAUGAACCGCUAGAGGUUUUAGAAAUCUUCCGCGCGGAUCGAUUCCGGGAUUUCUCUCUGUUUCAAUGGCUUGGUAGCUCACCUCAGCGAAUGAUUGCUGAGAACGUAUUCCCCGGCGACGCUAAGGCUGCAGCGGAAUUUUUGAAAAAGAUCGAAGAUGCCGAGAAAGAUCCUAUUAGGGAUACAAAGUCAUUACCAUUUACAUAG
Messenger RNA from Penicillium expansum, 1857 nucleotides. Its product is annotated as Bicupin, oxalate decarboxylase/oxidase. The coding region runs from base 1 to 1857 and encodes 618 amino acids. The transcript has 5 exons. Gene Ontology annotation, biological process: oxalate metabolic process. The record is from RefSeq and is a predicted model, not a curated record. Lineage: Eukaryota; Fungi; Ascomycota; Eurotiomycetes; Eurotiales; Aspergillaceae.